Messenger RNA from Xenopus laevis (African clawed frog), 5051 nucleotides. It is a transcript of the gene rin1.S, whose product is annotated as Ras and Rab interactor 1 S homeolog. The transcript has 13 exons. NCBI's taxonomy places the organism in Eukaryota, Metazoa, Chordata, Amphibia, Anura, Pipidae. The record is from RefSeq and is a predicted model, not a curated record. Bases 2263 to 4650 code for a protein of 795 amino acids.
UAAUACAGUCAAAUACAAAAAAGCACUUGGCCAGUACGGGGAUCGAACCCGCGACCUUGGCGUUAUUAGCACCACGCUCUAACCAACUGAGCUAACCGGCCAACUCAUUGAAGCUGCUGGAGAAGUCAGUGUCGAAACCUCGUUUUAACCAAUGGAAUACAAGUCAUCUAAGCACUACCGUAUGUCGUAUAAUAUAAGGACCGGGCACUGUUGGGUGAAUUAUGAUUCAGCGCAGAGCCUUAGUCCCUGUCACUCAUUCCUAUGACAUAGGAUCAGAGCUGCUGAAAGGAAAUGGCGGGGAGAAGCAGGGAGUGUAACAGAACGUUCCUUUACACGUGUAACAAGUCCCGUCUGUCCCUCAGCAACUGCACAGACACCACAGCUUUGCCAAUGAGGCUCCCCAAACUUUAGUCAGUGACGGGCGCGUAUGAAUACACCGCAGUGAUAAUGCUACAGGGUAUCUUCUAAUAGAGGCGCACGAUACACUGCAGCACAGAAACAAGUCCCUCUAGGAGGAGGAAGACAGCGGCUGUUUGGGGUGUAGUUAGGCCCGCCUCCUUUUCACAUGAGCUCAACCCCAGGGAUUUCGAUUAUUUUUCCCGCUCUUCCCUUAUUGGACAAGCCAGGCUUUACCCCUUCAAUGGCUGCCCCCAUGGCUACACAGCAGCUUGUUUAUAUAAACUAUAGUAGUACUUAUCUGUUAUUUAUUAUUUAUUUCGAUAAAUAACCCCCUCAUUGUCCAUUCCCAACCUGGCAUGAUAUUUUUUUGUAUUUCUCUAACAUAGGGAACAUGGGAUGAUCCAAAGUUGAAUGCAUUUAGGGUAGUGGUGAUUUCUAUCACUAGGCAAGAAUUGUAUCACCAAAACACACUUAAUUGAUGACAACUACUUCCAAUUUUACUUAACGGGAGAAAUGCCUCCCCUGGCACAUGUUGCUGUUCUACAAGAUAGAGCAAGAUUUUUUUUCUUUUUUUUUCCAUCCUUUUUAUUGGUUUUUCAGAAAAGAUUUUUUUGUAUUCUUGAGCUGUACUAUCUGUGCCAUAAGACUUGUUUAAUUUCCAUUUACAAGAAUGUGAAGUGGCUGCCCAUGGUUCAUUGCUUCAGUUGAGUUGAGUUGAGUUGGUGAUGGGGAAGCUUUGUGUGACACUGGUGCAGAACAACGUAAGUGCUGACCAUGAAUAUCCAGCUAUAGGAUCUAAUGGACAGGAUAGUGAUAGUUCUCACUGAAUCCAGUUCAUCAAACAGAGUUCGGUGCCGCCAAACAUUCCUUGUCUUCACAAAUUAGAACAGAUUACUCUGGAGAACCAUGGUCAUCAAACAAGUGUUCUUUUAUUAAAUUGCUCUACAUGUUUCAGAUCUAACUGGUCCUUCCUCAGGUGUCACCUAUAGGAUCUAUUAUCCAGAAUGCUUGGGACCUGAGUUUUUUCUUUCAGAUGAGGGCUCCCAUACCUGUAGAAGUAUCUUCAGACAAUAAACUGAUGUGUCCACUUUAAGUUUUCACUGAUAUAUUUUUGUUCUUCCUCCCAUUGUACAGAUACAGUCAUGGCUGCCCCCCUCCCACAUGUGGAGAUGAUAGAGCAGCCAAAGCAGCGAGGGAUGCGAUUUGGUUACAAGUGUGAGGGGCGCUCUGCUGGAAGCAUUCCUGGGGUACGAAGCACAGACACAACAAAAACUCACCCCACUAUUAAGUGUUCCGGAGAAAGUGAGAAUUGCUGGCAGCAUAGUGGCUAUUCUCUUUCUUUUCAUUAUAACUGCCGUCCUGGUUAAAGUGGAGAUGUCCCCACAGAGUUUCUUCGAUGUCACAAUGGCUACAAUCUGGUUUAUCAAUGCGUCUCUUUGGCCUAUUGAGUCUCCUUCCUCAGACCUACAGCAGUCUCUUCCUCAGUGGACAGGGCAUGGCGGCUACUUUUGCUGCACUGGCAAUGCUGUUGUCCAUGUCCACUCCAAGAGUUUCUCCUCUGCACUCCCCCGUUCUCUCUCUUACUCUGAUUCCCUCGAUUGCACUCUAAUGAAAUGAAUUUCUAAAGCGACUUUGAUUGAACAAGUCUCUGCAAAGCAGUCAUGUGGGGAAGAAGAGCCAAAGAAAAGCUGUAAGAGGAGAAAAGGAGGGAGGAGAGAGCAUGGAAAUGAUGAGUGAACAAGGAGCCGCGUGUAUCCCUUGCAACACCCUAAGGGUUAGUCACCCGGUGAACACCCAUGGGGGAGGCAAAAAGAACAAGAAAGAGAAUCUGGACUCACUGUCCCAGGCCGGAGCAAGGCAAGGAUGACUGAGCCAGUAUACGAUUUCCCCUAUCAGGAAUUCUCUCCACCCAUAAUCCGCAAGGGGUCACCGACAUCAGUGAACAUCACCGACAGGCUGCUACUCACUCAAAGCCUUUGGCUCCACCGCACGGUCAACUCAGCAACUGCCCUGCAUAUAUUGCAACGGGAGCCUCCGGGGACAUUCCUCGUGAGAACGUCCAAUACUCGCCAGCAGAUGGUUUUAUGUGUGCGACUGUCAGAUGAUUGUGGACCAAGCUUCAUUCAUCAGGCAUAUAUACAUAAUAGCCCUGCAGGCAUUUACUUGGAAACGUCAGAUAUCACCUUCCCUGAUUUGAUAAGGCUUGUAUCUCACUACAGCACUGAAACGGAUGUUCUGCCAUAUACACUCAGGCUUCCGGCAGCUAUAGAAAAAGUAAAGUCCAGAAAGCAAUUAGAAGCCAUUUCUCAUCUGGGUCUUGAGUUCUGGAGGUCUGCCCUCAAUGCACGUGACCCUCUGUUAUCUUCAGCAAGUCCUUCUCCAUUGCCAUCUCCUCCUCUUCCUCCUUUUCCGUCUCCAAAUUCUCCUGACAUCCCAGACAUAAUUACUCCAAAUCUCAUUCCUUCCCUUAAGACACGCAGCCCACUGGAAGUUUCUAGUGGUGGAGGUGAAGGAGCCCUCUGUUUUUUUAAUCCAUUAUUUAAACCCAAGGACUCUGGCGCACUCAAGCGUUCUCAGUUUCAAAGGAGCAUUAAAGUUAGGGUGUCAACAGAAAACUCAGGGUCCUUGUCACCACCCAUAAAUCCACCUCCACCUGUACCCUCACAAGAGGUAGUGAAAGAGGAAGAAGAUGAGCGAAUAGCACCUUUGUUGGCUUCUCAGGAGGCUGAAACUGAACAGUGUCAACUAUCAGCAGACCAAGAGUACAGAAAACCAAGGUCAUCUCUUAGACAACGUCUGAAAAAAAACUUAAGCAAAGGCAGUAUGGAGCUUGGAUUAAAGAUAUCACAGUUGCGCUCCACAGAUGGUGGGGACUACAAGGUCCCUGUGCCAGUAACAAGGCAACAAGAGUCAAAGGAAACAGAAGUAUAUAGCUCAAAUGGUCUGUCUCCUUUGGAAGUGCAGGACAGUGGAUCCAGUAGUACUGAAGAGGGAACAUCUGAAGAUUUUGGAAAGUUUUCUCCCCAACUUACAAGGAGGAAGAAAAAGAAAAAAAAUGGGCGUUCCUCUUUUCGAGCAGUCAGUGGGGCCUUCCUGUCACUGCUUUCCCCAGAAAGGAAAGUUCUUAUAUACAUAGAAGAAAUGUCAACAGACAUCCAAACAGAAUUUGGAAAGGAAUUACAAGAAUUUCUGAGGAGAGUGUCAGAUGGAGGAAGUAUAAUUGGAAAAGAGAAGGAUACAGAGGAUGAAGGAGGAUCAUACAAAAGACUAUUGACGGAGGUGAGGGAUUUCAUGGAUAAGAUGAAGCAUAUCUUGAGGGGAAGCGCAGAGUUACAACUAGAGACACUUUCUCUGGAAGAACAAGAUCGAGUUUUAGAAAAGUCCCUUCAUCGCCUAAUCUUGAAGCCACUGAACUCUCUUCUUGUGUCCGAGAUCCAUAAGGGAGUGGAAGAAAGUGGAGAGCUGGAGAGACUUGGAAAGAAUAUGCAAACAGUGAGGAAUGGGGGGUCAUCCCUUCUUGGUGUCAACCUGGCAGCGCCAACAGCUCCAGAACUGGAAAAGAUACGGCACAAACUGCUGAGAAUGCAAGAAAAAUAUUCACCAUGUGAUAAAGUCUGUCUUUUGCUGCAAGCAUGCAGACUUGUCUACAAAAAUAUUGAUGCACAAGAUGAUACAUGUGGAGCAGACGAGUUUCUCCCUGCCCUGUGCUAUGUGCUGGCACUAUGUGACCUACCUCAGCUGCUCAUUCACACCUACUACACAGGAGAGCUGCUGCCUCCAGAAACCCUGGUUGGGGAAGGGGGAUAUUAUCUCACUAGUGUGUCAGCCUCGUUGUCUGUUCUGUCUUCAUUACACACUCAAGCAGCAGAUAUUGGGCUUUCGUUAAGUGAAUGGCACCGCAGGAGACAAGGGUUGCCUUCCCUCAAUGACUUACAGAAUUUUCUGCGUGUUGCUUAUCAAGACCCAGUAAAUGGCUGCACUGCUAAAACUAUCCUUCUACGCCCCUCUCAGACAGUGGCCGAUCUCAAACAUCUCUGCGCCCUUAAAUUCAAGCCAAACAACCCCGAGGACUAUGCCAUCGUCCUUCACUGUGGUGAAACUCAGCAAUUGUUGUUUCCAGACUCCCAACCUCAGCAGAUAAAGGCUCAGCUAAAAGAAAAGGGAUCCCAUUUUUAUUUUUGUUACCAGAGUCUGGAAAAGGAGAGCAGCGCCAAAAAAGAUACUCCAGAAGAAUUGGGGAAUGACCGUUAACUAUGUCCACCUUACACCUAACGUCUGUGUACUGUUGGCCGUCUUCAUCAUUUAUUUAUAUAGAGUCUAAAUUACACAACAAUCCUAUAACACAUAUGUAUUUACAAUAAGGAAAAAUAGAAAUAUCCAAAGACUGAUAUAGGUGUCAUUUGCCACCAUUUUAAGCUUCUAAUCUGAAAUGCAAAUACGUGGCACAAUGCUGAAUAAUUGACCUACUCAUCUCCCAAGCACUUUUAUUUUAUUAUCCUUUAUUUCCUUUGUAGUUCCAACAUGUUUUAUGCCACUCUUUAUAGAAAGUCUGCAUCGUCACAUCAGUCCUUUGACCUAGUGGAGCUUCAUUUAAAGGGAUACUGUCAUGGAAAACAUUUUUUUUUCCAAAAUGAAUCAGUUAAUAGCGCUGC